Molecule: messenger RNA, 1178 nt
Organism: Drosophila mauritiana
Lineage: Eukaryota; Metazoa; Arthropoda; Insecta; Diptera; Drosophilidae
Product: antigen 5 like allergen Cul n 1
Exons: 3
Coding region: 32-964 (310 amino acids)
Source: RefSeq, a predicted model, not a curated record
GCCAGAGUACACACCUCUGGUUAUUUAUGCCAUGAUACAGUGCAUCUGGCUGCUGUUCGCCACAUUUUAUAUUCCAGAUACGGGCGCUUCAGAUAAAUGGUGCAAAGCUGACCUGUGCCGAGGACAACACGUGCUCUGCGAUGACAAUGGAAAUUUUGACUCCACUUGUCCCAAACAAGCCACAGCCAUGCUGAAAAUGAGCUGGGAUAUGAUAGCCCUCAUCGUGGACAAGCACAAUGAAUAUCGCAACAAGUUCGCCGGCGGAAUGGAUGAGAAUCCGAAGGCGGCGCGGAUGACCACCAUCGAAUGGGAUCCGGAACUGGCCAAAGUGGCCGACGGUCUGGUGCGUCGCUGUGAGCCCAUCCGAGAUCAGUGCGCCAUAACCCCAACCUACAACCAUGCCGAAGUCAGCUACUCGCUGGAAAAGUACUUCUGCAUGACCUCGAAGAAGGAGGCCCUGAGGAAGCAACUCGAUCACUGGUUUGACCCCAAUAGGAAAGAUGAAGUGCAGAAGCUGUUUUUCUCGUGGACUAAAAAUCAGCAGGAACUUUCCACAAACUACUUUCAGGUGCUGAGGGAUCGAGCUAACCGCGUGGGCUGCGCCAUAGUUGAGUAUGUUCGGCCAGCUCUGGUCCACCAGUUGCUGAAGUGCGUCUACAACUGCGGAGUGAGUCUCUGCGAGGAGGAGGAUAAUCCCGUCUACGAGGACACCGACGAAGAAGCCGCAUCUGAGUGCAUGAAGGGGAGCAAUAAACAAUACAAGAAUCUUUGCCACAAGGAUGAGCUCGUCAAGAGCUGCAAUGGCGGCUCACUUUUCGUCGAACCUGAAAAUGAUUAUAACGAUGGUCAAGAAGAGAAUAUGGAAAACGAUUAUGAAAUCGAGUCCACCGUGUUCACACUUCCAACGUACGAUCCAAAUGAUGUGCUGCCAACGUUACCAGACAACCCAGAUUUCAAUCCUUAAAAUAGGUAAGGAUUAGGAUCAGGAGUUUAGAUCAGAAAAUUUAAUUCAUUCCGAACCAAUUGGGAUGCACAACAGUGAGUGAAAGGUGAAAUACACAUCUGACUCUAAUAUAUUAAAUAUGUUCGUAGUAUGGGUUACAAAAUCCGCGAAUUUGAUUACUCUGUAAGCGGAAAUGUGUGAUUCAUAUGCGCAACCCUAAUAUACGUUUUCUGCU